Messenger RNA from Penicillium riverlandense, 645 nucleotides. RefSeq names its product peroxiredoxin-like family protein. Bases 1 to 645 code for a protein of 214 amino acids. The transcript has a single exon. Gene Ontology annotation, molecular function: thioredoxin peroxidase activity. The record is from RefSeq and is a predicted model, not a curated record. Lineage: Eukaryota; Fungi; Ascomycota; Eurotiomycetes; Eurotiales; Aspergillaceae. Gene Ontology annotation, cellular component: cytoplasm. Gene Ontology annotation, biological process: cellular response to oxidative stress; cell redox homeostasis.
AUGGCCCUCAACAAAGAACUGUCCUCCACCUACAGCCAGUUUCUUGAAACUGCCCCGAAGGAAGUGUCUUCCGUCAUAACAGACGCAGUCGGCAGUUUCAAAAACACCUAUGACCCUGCAAGAGCGAUCCAGCCCGGGAGUGCCUUUCCAAACUUCCAGCUGAGUGAUGCGACCGGCAACAAGGUGACGCUGAACGAGCUCCUGGCGAAAGGGCCCAUCCUGGUUUCUUUUUACCGGGGUGAGUGGUGUCCUUUCUGCAACCUUGAGUUGAGGGCGCUCCAAAACCACCUGGAUGAGUUUCGCAAGAGAGGUGUUACUUUGGUAGCUGUGUCUCCGGAGCUACCUGAUCAGUCGCUGUCCACGUCCGAGAAACUGUCAUUGAAAUUUCCCGUACUUUCGGACGUUGACAAUCAGCUGGCAAAACAGCUCGGCCUCUUGUUUGCUCAGCCCGAAUCUAUGCGAACUGUUUUUGACAAAUUUGGUGUGGAUUGGAACCAGCGGUACGGCAGUGACCACCUGGAAGUUCCGGUACCUGCGACAUUUUUGGUUGACAAGAAGGGAAUUGUGCGCAAUUUUUUUGUGAAUCCUGAGUAUCAGUACCGAUUGGAGCCUGAGACUGCCAUCCAAUGGAUUGAGCAGCUCUGA